UCCCGCCGCCUGAGUGGGCGCGGCGCGGGACGGCGGCGCGGGGUGCCGGGAGCCAUGGGCUAUUGCAGCGGCCGGUGCACGCUGGUGGCCGUGUGCGGCGCGCAGCUGGUUUCUGUGCUCGAGAGGCAGAUAUUUGACUUCCUUGGUUAUCAGUGGGCACCCAUCCUCGCAAAUUUUAUACACAUUAUUAUUGUCAUACUUGGCUUAUUUGGAACCAUCCAGUAUAGACCUCGUUACAUAACAGGAUAUGCUAUCUGGCUGGUCCUUUGGGUUACAUGGAACGUGUUUGUUAUCUGCUUCUAUUUGGAGGCUGGAGACCUUUCAAAGGAAACAGAUCUCAUUCUGACCUUUAACAUCUCAAUGCACCGUUCUUGGUGGAUGGAGAAUGGGCCAGGCUGCACCGUGACCUCAGUUACCCCAGCACCCGACUGGGCACCAGAGGACCAUCGUUACAUCACUGUCUCGGGCUGUUUCCUUGAGUAUCAGUACAUAGAAGUGGCUCACAGUUCUCUUCAGAUCUUCCUUGCACUGGCAGGCUUCAUCUAUGCCUGUUAUGUUGUGAAGUGUAUUACUGAAGAAGAGGACAGCUUUGAUUUCAUAGGUGGAUUUGACUCUUAUGGCUAUCAAGGUCCACAGAAGACAUCUCAUUUACAGCUACAGCCCAUGUAUAUGUCAAAGUAAACAUGGGGACUACUCAAGGUGGGCUGGAGGACUUUUCAAAAUAUCUUUCAGGAUGGCCUCCUGGUUCUUCAAAAAGAAAAGAAAUCCAAUUGUUGUUCUACAAAUAGUGUAUAAAAGCUGAUUGAACAGUGAGACAGAAAACAACAGAGACCUUCAGCCUCUCUUUCUAACAGGUACUAAAGGAGAUGCCCCAGACCCCCUCCUUGGACCUCCUGCCUGGCAGCACCAGUUGGACACAGCAGAGGCAUUGGUGCCACCUUUUGUCCCUUUCUCUCCCCCGCCACCGCCAGCACGGCCCACCUGGAUUAAGACAUGAACCCAGCCCAGGCAGUGCUGUGGGAGCCUCCUCCACACUCCAGGCCGUGCUGAGUCUCCUCAGCCCACACAACACUCAAAUACCAGGAUGACCUUGCAGCAGAAGUCAAUAGACAGCGCAUUGUUUGCCCUGAAGGCUGUACAGUUCAUACUUGCCUUAACCCAACUGCGUUGCACAUUAGAGAAACUACGUGCAAGCUUUCUGAAGUUAACAUGCUGCUGUUGAUUCUGAACGAUUUCUAAGUCAGUGGUUUUCUUCUGUUUGGUUUUGCUUUGUUUUCAUGUCAGGGAAUAAGGCUCUGUUGCUCCAUGGCUCCAGAGCAACCAAGUAGAAAACUGCCAGCUGUCUGAUAAGUGCUUUACUUUUGGGGCUCCACAGUGGUCAAGGAACAGUUUAUAAUGAUUGAAAAGAAAAAUGAAUAAAUAAAUAAAUGAGACCUUUUGGGGGUCAGGGUGGGGAAAGGGGUAACAGAAACUAAUAAUUGAACCUACUGGAAAUAAGCAGCAGAAACAGUGCUUCUUAAUCCCGCUGGUUUUAUUUAUCGCACUGUAGGUGCUUUUAUAGCUAUCUAAACAUCUUUUACUAACUACAGACACAUCUGCAGAUUUCUAUGAACAAAGGCCAACUGAAUAUGUACUAGCUAUGUUUACUCUUUUAUAACUUAUUUCAACUAAAAAUUCUCUGUAAGUGAAUUUUUUUUCUAAUUACACCAUAAGGGAUCCACAUAUUUUGUUUUUCAAUUUUGGUUGGAGAGGGCAGGGAGGGACUAGUUGAGUUGAAGAAAUACUGAAGACCUUUUUGUGGUAUAUUUGGGGGAUCUGUUGUGUGUUAGAACGUGUAUUUACCUUCCUGUAUUAUUGUGGCUGAAAAAAAAACUCUGUGCUGUUACGUAGUUGGCAACAAGAUGCCUUUGGGAAUUUUGCUAGUAGGUCAAUGUGUAUAUGAAAUACUCUGAACUCCUAGGAACAUAUGUUUUAUUCUACAUCUGAUCUGUAUUUUCAAGAACGUAGAUGGCUUUCACUAGGAAAACCCAAUAUUUUGCUCAGGUUUUUCAGGAACUUGGAUUGUCAUUGUUUCUUUGCUCAGACCUUGCAUAGACAAACGCACGCACCUACCACACCUGAGGUGACCACGUAGCUUUUGAGGGCAAGAGGGAAGGUCAGCGCUUGGAAAUGCUCGAGGCACCCCCGAGCAGCUCCCUUGUCCCUGCUGGCCAAACCCUUGCUCCAAAGGCCUGUGUGCUCACACCACCCACCAUCCCUGUACGAGCCAGUGCCCUUUGCUGUGCCUGCAUGGAUGUACAGCAUCACAAGCAGCAACUCUGGACAAUGACAGAGGAACAGGCGUUCACCAGUGAACACAAGAUAUAGGACAUGUUCAGGAACUAUACCUACAUUGAUCCAGUGAGAUUUAUAUAGAUAUAGAUAGAUAUAUAUAUAUGUAAGUGUGUGAAUGUGUGUGUAUGUCUAUGUAUAUAAAAUACACAGGACUAACUAUUGCUGGGGGCUGCAUCACCCAGGAAGAUUCUGAUGCAGUGGACUGGGGGUUCCCACCUCAGAUACGGCUGGGAAUUUCAUGCAUGAAACAUGAACAUCCCCUAGGCCUGAUCCUGUAAAGCAUUCAUUGCUGAUUUGGGUCUCAAACUUAAAUUUUCAUAUGUGGGUACCUGAAAAUCUGAGUUCCUACUGGAUAGAGCUGCUUUUCACCCCCUGGAAGCUCCAUGCAACUUCCAAGUGACAGGAUGAAAUUUCCAAUAACUUGAAAAAUUAAAAAAGUUUCUACUUUUAUGUAGUAUUAAGUAUAGGAGAUGUAUAGUAUAAAACACAAUGAAGAGGUUUAAAUGGGAUGAAAAUGUCAUAACAGGUUAUUUUAUCUUUCCCUGUAUACCAGUUAAUCAAAAUGAUAUUUCUAUAAAAAUCAUUUUUUAACAUGAAAAGAAACCAGUUUAGGCACCUAAGCAGCAAUCCAAUUUUCAGGAGAUAAUUUUUCAUACCUUUCAGUGAUUUCCCAUGGAACAGCAGCUACUGGUAGUUAGCAAUUUUAGAAGUCAGACAAUUUAAUGAAGUGUCUACACGUAGCUUAUAGGCCUGAUUUUAAUUUAGAAAAUUUUGGCCUUAAUUUCUCUGUGUCUUAGUCUUCCCAACUAUAAUACGGGAAUAAUAUGUGCCUCACAGGCUUUUUGUGAGGUCUGAAUUGUUAAUGUUUGUAAAAUGCUUAGGAAAUAGGAAGCACAUCUAACUACUAUGGAUUGCAAUAUAAAUGUGUAUUCAUAUAUUACAUAUAGAGUAGAUACACACACUCACAUACACACAGUAUAUAUAUAUAUAUGUGUAUAUAUAUAUAUAUACAUACAUACCUAUAUGUAGUUGGUAUUCAUAACCCUGCUUAAGUUGCAGCUAGAGCACCAUCAUUAAAAAAAUUAGGACUGUUGACUAUUCAACUAAACAAUUAGUGAGCAGAUCUCUUCUGGAAGCAGUUUAGAGCACAGUAAUGUGAGAAUAUCUGGACGGCAUUUUUGAUUUGUACAGCUGUAUCCUCCUCAAAAUCCAGUAAAGAAUGUUAUUUUUCUAGGCUGGGCUUUUGUUAUAAACUAAAAUAUUCAGAAGGCAAGAGGUACAAUCCAAAUGUGUCUUUUUUUUUCUUUCCUUUUUGACAUUUGUUAAUUCUGAAUGUAUUUUUAACAAAAGUGAUUUUUUUGACUUACUAGUGUAAUUUGCAUUUUAAAAAAAAUAAAUGGAAAAAAUAUAGGUUUCCAAGCUAUUCAUGGCCCCCUGCUGCUAUUCAGAACUUACA
Oenanthe melanoleuca is the source of this 3790-nucleotide messenger RNA. It is a transcript of the gene NKAIN2, whose product is annotated as sodium/potassium transporting ATPase interacting 2. The record is from RefSeq and is a predicted model, not a curated record. The transcript is spliced from 7 exons. NCBI's taxonomy places the organism in Eukaryota, Metazoa, Chordata, Aves, Passeriformes, Muscicapidae. Gene Ontology annotation, biological process: regulation of sodium ion transport. Bases 55 to 681 code for a protein of 208 amino acids.